Hypoxylon trugodes is the source of this 1218-nucleotide messenger RNA. Its product is annotated as NuA4-domain-containing protein. The transcript is spliced from 3 exons. Gene Ontology annotation, cellular component: NuA4 histone acetyltransferase complex. The record is from RefSeq and is a predicted model, not a curated record. Lineage: Eukaryota; Fungi; Ascomycota; Sordariomycetes; Xylariales; Hypoxylaceae. The coding region runs from base 209 to 802 and encodes 197 amino acids.
CUAGUGACGCCAUUGACCACGGUAGGAGACCAAUCAACCUUAAUUCUCAAUUAUUAGCUUACUUAAAAGAGUCUAGGCUCAUCUUCUACAAAGGCUGAGAGUUCGCGCUAACCCGGCCUUGACGGACAGUUCUAAAUUCGCAAAUCAACAUCUUUAGAAACCAUCGUGAACCCUAUCCGACAACGGCUUUUCAAAGUAACAACCCGCGAUGACCGAAAAUGUCCAACCCGGCGGUCCCGGCGCUACUGAUGCCGAACGACGGCUUGCGCUCACGGAAUACAACAGGCAACGUCAAACCCUUAAGGAGCUCCUAGCCAAACGGAAGCAGCAAGAACGGCAACUGGCGCAAUUAGAGCACAAUAUCGCCGAUCUCGAGCAGAAAUACCUGGGCAACACGCGCUUCGGCAACAUCGUGAAGGGUUUCGAUAAUUACAUCAAGGGUACCAGUUCGGCUGCGCAGCGCAAGCAAGGAGAACUAAAGGAGGAGGAUUAUAUCUGGUCACGAUCAUCGAUAUCACAUAACAGCCUUCACCCUGAUAAUCCUGAGACCCCAUCCGCUACCUCGACUCCUGCCGCUCCCACCCCAGUUUCGACGUCGUUUGCCAAUAAUAAGGAUAAGGAUGGCGGUUCGAACCAGCCAACCCCGACAUCCGCAACCGAAAAGGUCACAGGCAAGGCAGGGAAGGCCAGCAAGAAGAGGACACAGCUGAAGAAGGAUAAGGACGCUGAUGCGGAGGACAGCGAGACAGACUCCCGCGAAACGAAGAAAGUACGGACACACUUCGGUGCAUCGAGGAAAUAGAGCCUCCCACGCCCCUAGUGUGAUUACGACCGAGGCCACGGCCUUAAUUUCGGUUCGCACGUGUCGAAAGACUAUUGUCAUCAAUACCUCGAACUUCCUCUCUUCUUUUGCAUGGCUUUGGUGUUUUGGGGAACAAGCGGAGGAACAAUUUGCAUGGCGUUAGGUUAGGGAAAUUCUGCUAAAAAAAAGAUAUCGCAUUGCUUUGAUUUCUCAAGAGCCAGGUUUGAUGGUCCGCGCCAUUCUGUUUACUCUAGAUACCCCUUCUUCUAGGUGUAUAAAAGGUGUAUCAUACGGGUGAUACUUGAAUUCAACCCAAUAAAGCGUGGUGUUAAUAUCGGUCCCUUCUUUCGAUAUAUAUCGUAAGCGCUAGUGACGAGAACAGCGACGCAGGGCGAGUAAGAAUUGAGAGUUUACUA